Molecule: messenger RNA, 1629 nt
Organism: Cyphellophora europaea CBS 101466
Lineage: Eukaryota; Fungi; Ascomycota; Eurotiomycetes; Chaetothyriales; Cyphellophoraceae
Exons: 3
Coding region: 1-1629 (542 amino acids)
Biological process (GO): protein N-linked glycosylation; dolichol-linked oligosaccharide biosynthetic process
Cellular component (GO): endoplasmic reticulum
Molecular function (GO): dolichyl pyrophosphate Glc2Man9GlcNAc2 alpha-1,2-glucosyltransferase activity
Source: RefSeq, a predicted model, not a curated record
AUGCCCAUCUCCGACUACGUCUCUCCAGAGGUCCGCCGUGCUGCGCUGCUGGCCCUCGUCGUCAGCUCCCACUACCUCUGGCGACAGCUGGUCAACUAUCUCGUUCCCGACCCCUAUCUGGACGAGGUAUUCCACAUACCACAGGCCCAAGCAUACUGGGAAGGAAGGUGGACACAGUGGGACCCGAAGAUCACAACGCCGCCGGCGUUAUAUAUCUUCAGCUAUGUCGUCAAUCUGUUCAGAUGGGGCUGGGACCCGUCAGAAUACACACUUGACGCUGGGGAGCUUCGGCUUUCGAAUCUGAUCUUGCUGUAUAUGCUGCUGUUGGCUCUGUAUGUGUGGACAGCGGUCACAAGGCGUGAGGUGAACGAGCAGAGCGUUCUGCAGCGGGAGUAUUGCAUCCUGUCCUUUCCGUUGCUCUUCUUCUUCUCAGGGUUGUAUUACACGGAUAUUUUCUCGACCCUAGCCGUCGUGGUUGCCUAUUCUUUUUGGCUUGCUGGUUCCCAGGCCGAAGGAUGGUGGAGAGCCUUUUUCCAGGUCAUGCACUUGCUGUUCGGCCUAGUGUCGCUUGCAUCGAGGCAGACGAAUAUCUUCUGGGUCGCAAUCUUUCUUGGCGGAUUGCAGGUGGUUGAAACACUAAAGCAGGGAGUGGGCGACGACAAGAUCCAUGACCCGCCAAUCUCAGAAACAUACUUUGAGGACUUCUCGACGGUGAUUAUCUCGCUGGCUCAGCAUGCCCUGCCUAUUCUUCCUCGGUUGAUACUGGACCUCUGGCCUCAUCUUGCACUGCUUGGCUCCUUUGCAGCAUUUGUUGUGUGGAAUGGCGGGGUCGUCCUUGGUGACAAAUCCAACCAUGUUGCGUCUCUCCAUGGCCCUCAGCUACUUUAUCUCUUCCCAUUCAUCGUCUUCUUCUCGUGGCCAGCCCUGCUGCCUCAGGUUAGUGUGGUGCUAGGCAAUCUUCGAGCAAAUCUUCCUCGACCCGCCAUGUUCCUUGGCUUUACCGUUGUUGCCAUCGUUAUGGUACACCUCAACACAUUGGUCCACCCAUUCACCCUCGCCGACAACCGCCACUACCCUUUCUACAUAUUCCGCUACUUCAUUCUGCCACCAUAUCGGAAAUACCUUGCUGCGCCAGUGUAUGUUGCCUGCGGGUGGUUGUGCAUUGUUGCGCUUGGCCCUGCCUCUACCGCCGCCACCGCUCGUAUCUCUACGACCAUGAGCAAGAGCAGCGCCGAUGGUACACGAACAAUAGAGUUCGCAAGAGCAGACACAGUUCAUGUCUCUUUCGUGCUUAUCUUCCUCAUCUCGACAGCACUAAGUCUCGUGACGGCUCCGCUCGUCGAGCCAAGGUACUUUCUGAUCCCGUGGCUCAUCUGGCGUUUGCAUGUUCCGGAGCUCCUAGAGUCGGAUGCCGCAAAGGAGCACUGGGUCCAAAAGAGUAGCGGCAACAACACCAGCGAAUAUUCUUCAACAUUCAGUCGCAAGGUGCUUGAUACAGUGGCUAGCUAUGCGCCUUCUAUAGAGCUUCUGUGGUAUAUGGCCAUUAACGUAUUGACGGGGUACUUAUUCCUGUACCGACCAUUUAUAUGGACUCAGGAGCCUGGAAAGCUGCAGCGGUUCAUGUGGUAG